Messenger RNA from Alnus glutinosa, 1560 nucleotides. Its product is annotated as ethylene-responsive transcription factor 11-like. The coding region runs from base 96 to 830 and encodes 244 amino acids. The record is from RefSeq and is a predicted model, not a curated record. Gene Ontology annotation, biological process: ethylene-activated signaling pathway; regulation of DNA-templated transcription. Gene Ontology annotation, molecular function: DNA-binding transcription factor activity; DNA binding. Lineage: Eukaryota; Viridiplantae; Streptophyta; Magnoliopsida; Fagales; Betulaceae. The transcript has a single exon.
UAAAUCACACGCACUAUCGGUAGCUUUGCAAGAAGAGCCUUGAAGAAAUCGUAAACUCUUGAAAGACCCAAAGACUGGAUUCGUUUCGUGCCGAUAUGGGCUCUCCUGGGAUAUAUUGCCAUGUAUGGCGGGAAGCGGAGAACGAAACCAUUGUGUCAGCUCUCAAGCACGUGAUCACCGGCGGCAUUGAUGGUCUCCCGGUCACCCAGGAAUCACACCUUCAGCUACUACAAGGCAACUCCCAGAGUGCCACGCCAUCAUCAUUCCCUUCAACCAGCUGGACCAAUAGUGUGGAUGCUGACAUGUUCCCGGUACACAUCAUGGACGGCUGUCCGGGGUGCAAUCUCUUGGCGCCCAUUGGAGAGAACAACAAGAAGAAGAGAAAAACGACGACGACGACGACGACGACGAAGCAGAAGUACAGGGGAGUAAGGCAGAGGCCGUGGGGGAAGUGGGCGGCAGAGAUAAGGGACCCGAGGCGAGCGGCAAGGGUGUGGCUGGGCACGUUCGAGACGGCGGAGCAGGCGGCGAGGGCUUACGACAAGGCCGCCAUAGAGUUCCGCGGAGCCAGGGCGAAGCUCAACUUCCCAGAGUCGGACUACGCGGAGACAGAGCAAAGCGCAGAGGAUGAGAGAGCUGAGGAGGCUAAUCCAAACGCAGGGGCGGAGUGGAGGAGCACCAAUCCAGAGAGUGUGGAAGUGGGAGAGAGCUCUAAGGAAGAGAAGGAGUUCUGGGAUGAGUUUACGGAGGACGAGCUUAAGGGGAUGAUGGCGGAUUUGCAGCAUUUGCCUGGAGAAUGGACAAAACUUGAUAAAACGAAGACGUAUUAGCGGUGGCGGACCCAGUCUUGCGAAUAUGGGGGCCAAAUUGAAAAAAGAAAAAGAAAUGGGGGGUAAAAUUUUUUUAAAAAAAAAUAGUUGGGGCUUGGGGGCAGGGCCCUCCUGACCCUUAUGUAGGGCCGCCACUGUGUUUUAGCAUUAGAGUGUCGGAGAAGUGACUGGACCUUUUUUGGGUACCAGGAAGUUGGAUUGUGGUUUUAGGGUUUAAAAUUCGUUGGAGAUGGGCCCAAGUGAGCUGAAGAUUAUGGAAAUUUGAAAGUCUUUUUUCUAGAAAUGGAAUAAAGCUAAGAAGAGUUUAAGGUAAUGUGUUACUGGAGCAGAUUCAUCAGGAACAAGGAAUUCAGGAGACGUGGCUGAAGGAAGAUUGGUAGCAGAGGCCAGUGGAGUCGUGAUUUAAAGAUCAAACUGGCUGCUAAUUAAUAAGAAGAAGGGAAUUGAAGAGGAUAGUCGGUGCUAAUAAAGCAUGAUCCCUUUAAUUUCUUUGCAGGAGAAUGCAAGGGAUAUAAUUGUAAUAGUGGGCUUUUGUUAGUUAGUUAGUUAGAAGUUGAUUGAGGUACAAAAGUCUAAAGAGAGUGUAGGGAUAGUUAUCGAAAGUGUUAAAGUGUUUUCUUAGAAUUGUAGUUCUUGGAACCUUUGAGUUGAGCUCGAAUCAUCCAUUCUUGGAGUCCGACUAAGCUCGAAUUAGUCAACCUUUUAUCAAUUUCAAUAUUCAGUUUAUCCA